Castor canadensis (American beaver) is the source of this 6497-nucleotide messenger RNA. It is a transcript of the gene Col4a1, whose product is annotated as collagen type IV alpha 1 chain. The record is from RefSeq and is a predicted model, not a curated record. Gene Ontology annotation, cellular component: collagen trimer. NCBI's taxonomy places the organism in Eukaryota, Metazoa, Chordata, Mammalia, Rodentia, Castoridae. Gene Ontology annotation, molecular function: extracellular matrix structural constituent conferring tensile strength. Gene Ontology annotation, biological process: extracellular matrix organization.
GCAGGGUCCUCCCCUUAGAGACGCCGCCCGCGCACUGCCGAGGGGAGGGGGCAGCGCCAACAAAUUGGGGAGCUCGGCCGGCCGCGCGCAGGUCUCUGCUCAGAGCCACCGCGCCCCGGACGGUGUACAGCGCUCACACUCCCGCACUCUGAGACCGAGCUGCCCGCCGCGGCCUCCACGCGCCCGGCCGCCGCCCCGCGCCGUCCCCCGUCGUCCCCUGCCGCCCCGGGCGCGCCACCAUGGGGCCCCGGCUCGGCGUCUGGCUGCUGCUGCUGCCCGCCGCCCUUCUGCUCCACGAGGAGCACAGCCGGGCCGCUGCGAAGGGUGGUGGUUGUGACAGCUCUGGUUGUGGAAAAUGUGACUGCCAUGGAGUGAAGGGACAAAAGGGAGAAAGAGGCCUCCCAGGGUUACAAGGUGUCAUUGGGUUUCCUGGAAUGCAAGGACCUGAGGGACCACAUGGACCACCAGGACAAAAGGGUGAUACUGGAGAGCCAGGACUUCCUGGCACGAAAGGGACGAGAGGACCCCCAGGAGCAUCUGGUUACCCUGGAAACCCAGGACUUCCUGGAAUUCCUGGCCAAGAUGGUCCACCAGGUCCCCCAGGUAUCCCAGGAUGCAAUGGUACAAAGGGAGAGAGAGGGCCGCUCGGGCCUCCCGGCUUGCCUGGAUUCAAUGGGAAUCCUGGACCACCAGGGUUACCAGGAAUGAAGGGAGACCCAGGUGAAAUACUUGGCCAUGUGCCUGGAAUGCUGUUGAAAGGGGAGAGAGGAUUUCCUGGACCCCCAGGGACACCAGGUUCGCCAGGAUUGCCAGGGCUUCAGGGACCCGUUGGCCCUCCAGGAUUUACCGGACCACCAGGCCCUCCAGGUCCUCCUGGCCCUCCAGGUGAAAAGGGGCAAAUGGGCUCAAGUUUUCAAGGACCAAAAGGCGACAAGGGUGAUCAAGGCGUCAGUGGACCUCCGGGAGUCCCAGGACAGGCGCAAGUUAAAGAAAAAGGGGACUUUGCCCCAACAGGAGAAAAGGGUCAAAAAGGUGAACCUGGAUUUCAGGGCAUACCAGGGUUUGGAGAAAAAGGAGAACCUGGAAAGCCAGGGCCUCGGGGAAAACCUGGAAAGGACGGGGAGAAAGGAGAGAAGGGGAGUCCGGGUUUUCCUGGCGAUUCGGGGUACCCAGGACUCCCAGGCCGUCAGGGCCCUCAGGGAGAGAAAGGUGAAGCUGGACUUCCGGGCCCCCCUGGAAUUGUUAUAGGCACAGGGCCUCUGGGAGAAAAAGGAGAACGAGGUUACCCAGGGACACCCGGGCUUAGAGGAGAGCCGGGCCCUAAAGGUUACCCCGGAAUACAAGGUCAACCUGGCCCUCCAGGCUUACCAAUACCAGGGCAGGCCGGUGCUCCUGGCUUACCAGGCGAAAGAGGAGAAAAAGGCAACCAAGGAAUUCCAGGCACGUCUUUGCCAGGAUCAAGUGGAAGGGAUGGGCCCCCAGGCCCUCCUGGGCCCCCUGGGCCCCCGGGGCGGCCGGGCCACACAAAUGGCAUUGUGGAGUGUCAGCCUGGACCACCCGGGGAUCAGGGUCCUCCCGGGAUUCCAGGGCAGCCAGGAUUGACGGGCGAGAUCGGAGAGAAGGGUCAGAAAGGAGACAGCUGCCUCAUCUGUGACACAGCAGGACUUCGAGGGCCCCCUGGUCCACAGGGGCCUCCAGGAGAGAUAGGUUUCCCAGGACAGCCAGGGGCCAAAGGUGACAGAGGCUUGCCUGGCAGAGACGGCCUUGAAGGACUGCCGGGGCCGCAAGGUACACCUGGGCUGAUGGGACAGCCAGGAGCCAAGGGAGAGCCUGGCGAGAUUUAUUUCGACAUGCAACUCAAAGGCGACAAAGGAGACCCCGGUUUUCCAGGACAGCCUGGCAUGCCAGGGAGAGCAGGGACCCCUGGACGAGAUGGCCAUCCAGGUCUUCCUGGCCCCAAAGGUUCCCCGGGCUCCAUAGGAUUGAAGGGAGAGCGUGGUCCCCCUGGAGGGGUUGGCUUUCCAGGCAGUCGUGGUGACAUUGGCCCUCCUGGGCCUCCAGGAUUUGGUCCCAUUGGCCCCAUUGGUGACAAAGGACAACCCGGCUUUCCUGGAAACCCUGGGUCCCCAGGCCUGCCAGGUCCAAAAGGUGAAGCAGGGAAGGUGGUUCCCUUACCUGGCCCCCCUGGAACAUCAGGACUCCCAGGGUCCCCAGGAUUCCCAGGCCCUCAAGGUGACCGAGGCUUCCCAGGAGCCCCAGGACGGCCAGGCCUCCCAGGAGAGAAGGGUGCUGUGGGCCAGGCAGGGAUUGGAUUUCCUGGGCCUCCUGGCCCCAAAGGUGUUGAUGGUGUACCUGGAGACGUGGGACCUCCUGGAAAUCCAGGUCGUCCAGGAUUUAAUGGCUUACCUGGCAACCCGGGCGUGCAGGGCCAAAAGGGAGAGCCUGGAAUUGGUCUGCCAGGACUCAAAGGACAGCCGGGUCUUCCCGGCAUUCCGGGAACACCUGGGGAGAAGGGCAGUGUUGGAGGACCAGGUGUUCCCGGAGAACACGGGCUGAUCGGCCCCCCUGGGCUUCAGGGGAUCAGAGGUGACCCAGGACCUCCUGGAGUGCAAGGCCCUGCAGGACCACCAGGAGCUCCAGGAAUAGGCCCCCCUGGAGCUAUGGGCCCUCCUGGAGGGCAGGGACCCCCAGGAUCGUCAGGUCCUCCUGGAGUGAAAGGAGAGAAGGGAUUCCCUGGAUUCCCAGGGCUGGACAUGCCUGGCCCGAAAGGUGAUAAAGGUGCUCAAGGACUUCCCGGCCUGACAGGACAGUCAGGGCUCCCUGGCCUUCCUGGACAGCAGGGGACACCUGGAAUUCCAGGGUUUCCAGGUUCCAAGGGAGAAAUGGGUGUCAUGGGGACCCCUGGGCAGCCAGGCUCACCAGGACCUGCAGGUACUCCAGGAUUGCCUGGUGAAAAAGGAGACCAUGGCUUCCCUGGCUCCUCAGGACCCAGGGGAGACCCCGGCUUCAAAGGUGAUAAAGGAGACAUCGGGCUCCCUGGCAAGCCAGGGUCCAUGGAUAAGGUGGACAUGGGCAGCAUGAAGGGACAGAAGGGAGACCAAGGAGAGAAAGGACAAAUUGGACCCACUGGUGACAAAGGUUCCCGAGGAGAUCCUGGGACCCCAGGAGUGCCUGGGAAGGAUGGUCAGGCAGGGCACCCCGGACAGCCAGGACCUAAAGGUGACCCCGGUAUAAGUGGCACGCCAGGCGCCCCAGGACUUCCUGGACCAAAAGGAUCAGUUGGUGGAAUGGGCUUACCAGGAACACCCGGAGAAAAAGGUGUGCCUGGCAUCCCUGGUCCUCAGGGCGUCCCUGGCUCACCUGGAGACAAAGGAGCAAAAGGAGAGAAAGGGCAGGCAGGUCUGCCUGGCAUUGGGAUACCCGGACGACCUGGUGACAAGGGCGACCAAGGACUAGCGGGUUUCCCAGGAAGCCCUGGAGAGAAGGGAGAGAAAGGCAGCACAGGGAUUCCGGGAAUGCCGGGGUCCCCGGGCCUCAAGGGGUCUCCAGGGAGCAUUGGCUAUCCAGGAAGCCCUGGCUUGCCUGGGGAGAAAGGAGACAAAGGCCUCCCAGGCCUGGACGGCAUUCCUGGUGUCAAAGGCGAGGCAGGUCUUCCUGGGACACCUGGCCCCAGUGGCCCAGCUGGCCAGAAAGGAGAGCCCGGCAGUGACGGAAUUCCAGGAUCAGCAGGGGAGAAGGGUGAACCCGGUCAGCCAGGAAGAGGACUCCCAGGGUUUCCAGGGGCCAAAGGAGACAAAGGUGCAAAGGGUGAAGUGGGUUUCCCUGGAUUAGCUGGGAGUCCAGGAAUUCCUGGAUCCAAAGGCGAGCAAGGAUUCAUGGGUCCUCCGGGGCCCCAAGGACAGCCUGGCUUACCUGGUGCUCCUGGUCACCCCGUGGAGGGACCUAAAGGAGACCGAGGACCUCAGGGACAACCUGGUCUGCCAGGGCUUCCGGGACCCAUGGGGCCUCCAGGGCUCCCUGGACUUGAUGGACUAAAAGGUGACAGAGGAAAUCCAGGCUGGCCAGGAGCACCUGGCGUUCCAGGGCCCAAGGGAGAUCCUGGAUUCCAGGGCAUGCCGGGCAUCGGUGGCUCUCCAGGCAUCACAGGCUCUAAAGGUGAUAUGGGUCUACCGGGAGUUCCAGGAUUCCAAGGUCAGAAAGGUCUUCCCGGACUCCAGGGAUUGAAAGGAGACCAGGGAGAUCAAGGCAUACCUGGGCCUAAAGGUCUCCCAGGUCCCCCCGGCCCUCCAGGUCCUUACGAUAUCAUCAAAGGCGAGCCAGGGCUCCCAGGUCCUGAGGGACCCCCAGGUCUGAAAGGGCUCCAGGGACCUCCAGGUCCCAAAGGGCAGCAAGGUGUGACAGGCUCCGAGGGCUUACCCGGACCUGCAGGUGCUCCUGGGUUUGAUGGUGCCCCUGGCCAGAAAGGAGAGACAGGACCUUUUGGGCCUCCUGGUCCAAGAGGAUUUCCUGGUCCGCCAGGCCCUGAUGGGCUGCCAGGAUCCAUGGGGCCCCCAGGCACUCCAUCAGUUGACCACGGCUUCCUCGUGACUAGGCAUAGUCAGACCAUAGAUGACCCGUCAUGUCCUCCUGGAACCAAAAUUCUUUAUCAUGGGUACUCUCUUCUCUACGUGCAAGGCAACGAGCGGGCUCACGGCCAGGACUUGGGCACGGCCGGCAGCUGCCUGCGCAAAUUCAGCACAAUGCCUUUCCUGUUCUGCAACAUCAACAACGUGUGCAACUUCGCCUCCCGCAACGACUACUCCUACUGGCUGUCCACCCCCGAGCCCAUGCCGAUGAGCAUGGCGCCCAUCACUGGGGACAGCAUCCGGCCGUUCAUCAGCAGGUGUGCCGUGUGCGAGGCGCCUGCCAUGGUGAUGGCAGUGCACAGUCAGACCAUUCAGAUUCCGCAGUGCCCCAAUGGGUGGUCCUCGCUGUGGAUUGGCUACUCCUUCGUGAUGCACACCAGCGCUGGUGCCGAAGGUUCUGGCCAAGCCCUUGCGUCCCCUGGGUCCUGCCUGGAAGAGUUUAGAAGUGCUCCAUUCAUCGAAUGCCAUGGCCGUGGGACCUGUAAUUACUAUGCAAAUGCUUACAGCUUUUGGCUCGCCACCAUAGAGAGGAGCGAGAUGUUCAAGAAGCCCACACCGUCCACCUUGAAGGCAGGGGAGCUGCGCACCCACGUCAGCCGCUGUCAAGUCUGCAUGAGAAGAACGUAACGAAGCCCGACGCCCAGCUACCGUCACAACAUGGUGCUACUCCUCCUUCUUUUUAUUUUUAACAGCAAUGAACCCUAGAAAUAUAUCCUGUGUACCUCACUGUCCAAUAUGAAAACCAUAAAGUGCCUUAUAGGAAUUUGCGUAACUAACACACCCUGCUUCAUUGGCCUCUACUUGCUGAAGGAGAAAAAAAAGACAACAAUAAGCUUUCCAUAGUGGCACUUUUGAUGAAAUAAAAUCUAAAUACGUUCUAUAAUCCAGUGCACUAAUGUGUGAAGCGAGAACUCCAUCAGAAAACCAAAGGUGCUAGCGGUGCGUGGUGUCUUCCACUCAGCCUGACUCCCAUAUCAUCCUUUGUAUCGUAACCCACAAGUUCUUCACCCCAGAUAUGAAUGUCUGUUUAUUCACUGUCUAGUGUUUCCAAAUCCAGGUCCCUCAGUCUGUGCAAAUGAGAGUGAUGUAAAAAUUCCUCCAAAAGGAAUUCCGGACUCAGUAGCCCUGUCUCCAGCCCCAAGCAUAGGUUUGCAUCGCUCUGCUCUGCGCGGUACACACAGUCGCUCUUGCAGAACGCCCGGAUUUCCUGUGGAAUAAAGAUGGUCCAAAAACAGUCAGAAAUUAAAUAUAUAUAUAUUUUAGUAAUUUAUAUAGAUGUCCGCAAUUAGGCAGGUCAAGUUCUAGUGUAAGUUCCACUGUUAAACUAAAGCUUACGUAGAAGUAUUUCUCUUUCAAAGACUGUGGUGUCUUUUAACAUAGUUUUAAACACUAGAAACAGCAGCUUUCCUGUUCACUUCCAAAGAAAAGCGAUGCGUUGCCAAAGCCGAACCCAGGUUCACAACUAUGGUGUCUACAACAGUGAAACGUGUACUUGGAGCUUACUGUUUUUAUUCUGUAUUAAAUAUUUUCAGGGUUUUAAACACUAACCACAAACUGAAUGACUUGACUUCAAAACAACAUUUUAAAGGCCUUCAUUAGUUUUCCUCAUUCUUCAUUGGAGCUGCUUGGAAAAACAGCUCUAUUGAGUCAAAAUAUCAGUAUUUUUACCCAUAAACACAUGCUGCCACCUCCUAGGCUUCUUGUGAGCUGUGUCACAGGCUCCAGCAGGGAACAGAUGGAUCGCAGGAGGGCAGAUUCGGACCACUAUGCUUGAAACGACCUUCCGCUAAAAGUCUCCAAAACGUUUUUAAGACUACUAAGGCCUUUUAUGUAAUUUCUUUAAAUGUGUAUUUCGUAAGAAUUCAAAUUUGU